Molecule: messenger RNA, 1665 nt
Organism: Acanthosepion pharaonis
Lineage: Eukaryota; Metazoa; Mollusca; Cephalopoda; Sepiida; Sepiidae
Source: the annotation of a GenBank genome assembly
AUGGAUUAUGUUUUAAGAAUUUACUUUCUUGAUUUUGUCUUUUUGUUUCUCUCUUUCUUUCUAAUUCUCCUUUCUCUCACUCACUCACUCUCUCUCCUUACUUUCUCUCACUCACUCACUCUCUCUCCUUACUUUCUCUCACUCACUCACUCUCUCUCCUUACUUUCUCUCACUCACUCACUCUCUCUCCUUACUUUCUCUCACUCACUCACUCUCUCUCCUUACUUUCUCUCCUCCUCCUCUCUCUCUCCUUUUCUCUCCUCCUCACUCUCUCUCCUUACUUUCUCACUCCUCACUCUCUCUCCUUACUUUUCUCCUCCUCACUCUCUCUCCUUACUUUCUUCUCCUCUCUCCUUACUUUCUCUCUCUCUCUCUUACUUUCUCUCACUCCUCCUCUCUCUCCUUACUUUCUCUCUCCUCCUCUCUCUCUCUCCUUACUUUCUCUCCUCCUCCUCUCUCUCUCCUUCCUUUCUCUCUCUCCCUCACUCUCUCUCCUUUCUCUCUCACUCCUCUCUCUCCUUCUUUCUCUCCUCCCUCCUCUCUCUCCUUACUUUCUCUCACUCCUCCUCUCUCCUUACUUUUUCUCCUCACUCACUCUCUCUUACUUUCUCUCCUCUCCUCUCUCUCCUUACUUUCUCUCUCCUCCCCUCACUCUCUCUCCUUACUUUCUCUCACUCCUCUCUCUCUCCUUUCUCUCCUCCUCCUCUCUCUCCUUUCUCUCACUCACUCACUCUCUCUCCUUGCUUUCUCUCUCUCUCUCUCCUCUCUUUCUCUCCUCUUUCUCCUCUCCUCUCUCCUCCUCUCUCUCCUUACUUUCCUCCUCUCUCUCUCCUUACUUUUUCCUCCUCUCUCUCCUUACUUUCUCCUCACCUCUCUCCUUACUUUCCCUCUCUCUCCUCUUUCUCCUCACUCUCUCUUCCUUUCUCCUCUUUCUCUCCUUACUUUCUCACACUCUCUCUCCUUACUUUCUCACACUCUCUCUCCUUACUUUCUCACACUCACUCUCCUCCUCACUCCUCUCUCCUCUCCUUACUCCUCCUCUCCCUCUCCCUCACUCCUCUCUCUCACUCUCCUUACUCCUCACUCUCCUCCUCUCUCUCUCCUUUCUCUCUCUCUCUCUUUUCUCUCUCUCUCUCCUUUCUCUCUCCUCUCUCUCUCCUUUCUCUCUCUUUUCUCUCUCUCCUUUCUCUCUCUCUCUCUCUCUCUCUCUCUCUCUCUCUCUCUCUCUCUCCUUUCUCUCUCUCUCUCCUUUCUCUCUCUCUCUCUCCUUUCUCUCUCUCUCUCUCCUUUCUCUCUCUCUCUCUCCUUUCUCUCUCUCUCUCUCCUUUCUCUCUUACUUUCUCCUCUCUCUCUUUCCUUUCUCUCUCUCUCUCUCCUCUCUCUCUCUCUCUCUCUCCUCACUUCUCCUCUCUCUCCUCUUUCUCCUCACUCUCUCUCUUACUUUCACUCCUCCUCUCUCUCCCUUACUUUCCUCCUCCUCUCUCCUUACUUUCACUCACUCACUCUCUCUCCUUACUUUCACUCACUCACUCUCUCUCCUUACUUUCACUCACUCACUCCUCUCUCUCUCCUUAUUUUUCUCUCUCUCUCUCCUUACAUUUUUCUCUCUCUCUCUCUCUACUUUCUUCACUCUUUUUUCAUUUCUCUCACUCUUUACUAUUAUGA